This is a messenger RNA of Seriola aureovittata, 6176 nucleotides long. RefSeq names its product RNA-binding protein 6 (gene rbm6). NCBI's taxonomy places the organism in Eukaryota, Metazoa, Chordata, Actinopteri, Carangiformes, Carangidae. Gene Ontology annotation, biological process: mRNA splicing, via spliceosome. Bases 145 to 4128 code for a protein of 1327 amino acids. The record is from RefSeq and is a predicted model, not a curated record. Gene Ontology annotation, molecular function: RNA binding. The transcript has 23 exons. Gene Ontology annotation, cellular component: nucleus.
UCCGCUGCAGCAACAGAAGAAGAAGCUUCGUCUCCAUUUUUCAUCAGUUUGUUGAAGCCAAGCCAUCGACGACCUAGAAGACAACCCUCCGCAAUAUCGAUACUGUACUCGAAGAACAAGCAAAAUAAGAUACUGACUGCAGACAUGUGGGAUGGGCCGGGGCCAGGGCAAGGACCACGGGGAGGACCACCCUUUCGUGGUGAUCAUCGUGGAGAAAUGUUUGGGGGCAGAGAUCGAUCCAUGCCUGAUUACAGAGGUAGAGAUGGGAUGAACAUGGGUUCCAUGGGUCAUAUGGGCCCAAGACCUCUAGAUGUACCACCUAUGGACAUGAGGAGGAUGGAUGGACCACCCAUGAGGGGGCGUGAUAUGGACCCACGUGAAAUGCGAGGUAGAGAGCCAAACAGAGAUUUCUUCAGACCUGGAGAAGAGCCAGACUUCAGCCUUAGAAGGCAUUAUGAAAUUGCCAUCAGAGACAAACUGAUGAAUUCUUCUGGUUUCCCGGGACCAGGCAGGAACUCAGGAGACAUGGGUGGGAGGGGUAUGCCACCAAGGGAUCCAAACAGCAAAUUUAUAGACACGAGAGACAGAGAGUCGUUUCAUUACAACACACCACGGUUCAAUAACCCCAAUAUUGAUGGAAGAAGAGGGUUUCCUGCAGACCGAAUGGAGAGAAAUGACGGAUUUAGGGACAUGCGUGAACGGCCUCCAAUGGGCAUCGGUGACAAUGAUCGCUAUGAUAUGGACUUACCUCCACGUGAAAGGAGAAUGAUGGACACUGACAGACGAGGAGGGCCUCCAUUCAAUCCAAGAGGUGGAUUUGAUUCUGAUAUGGAUUUCAGAAAUCGUCCUGGACCAUCAGCUGAAUUAAGAGGUAGAGACCGAUCACCCUUAAGAUUUGGAAAUAGUGAUAUCCCUCCAAUGGACAGGGCAAGGCCAGACAUGCCUUCAGAUGUUGCUGGCCCUCAUAGAUCAGAGUUUAUGGGUCCAGAAGACGGUCUCAGAGAGAGAGAGUAUCGAGAUUCAAGUGACAGUCCCCUUGUGGAUUAUCGGAGUGGUGAAGAGAUGACUCUUGCAGAAGAAUGGAAGAACCGUCGAAAGGACAAAAACCCUUUCUUAAACAUGGGUAAAGGUAUGGGAGGUGUACCUGAACCCAGCUUCCCUGUAGGUUUCGGCAGAGAUGUGAAUGUUAGAGAUCCACCACCGUUUCAGGAAAGGGAUAGGCCACCUGUUGAAUUCCCAAGGAAAGAUGUUGGCUUUCCUCAUGGUGACCACUUUUCUGCUAUUGACCUACCACCAAUUGGCAACAAAGGUCCACAAGAUCACCCGCCUCCAGAAAUAAGUCCUCUUACUGGCCCUCUUGGUAGAGAAAAUGAGAGUAAACAUUGGCUUGGAGAAAGGGACCCAAAGCAUAAUCAGAAUAAAUCGCAUCAUGAUGAAAGGCCACCUUACCAUCAAGAGAAGAAUCAGCCUGCACGCGAGCUGCAGGAGACAAAUGAUUGUUUUACAGGGUUGAAAAACAUCCCGCACAAUCAAGGACCUGUCAGGGGAAAGAUGGGGGUGGAACGUGAUUUCCAAAACAGCAGCACUGGGCAGGCGAGAGACCAAGACUACAGAGACAUUGAUUACAGAACAGGGUCCGGGAGGGCUUUUGAUUACAAACGCGAGGAGCUUCAGCCAGCGGAGAAACUCAUCAAAGAAUCGAAACCAAUCACACCUUCAAAAUUUAGUGAGUCUGGUUCUCAGGAUCAAGAUUACAGAAGUGCAUCAGUGGAGGACAAAGUUUCCAAUACAAUAUCCAUUAUUGGUAUUCCAAAGACUGCCACAAUGGAGCAGAUUCUUGGUGCCUUUGUAGUCCGUGAUGGUGUGCCAAUGCAGGGGAUGAAAAUCAAAAAUGUUGUGCCAGGUUACAGCUACGAUACGGCCUAUGUGGAGUUUUUAAACCUCGAGGAUGCAGUCCACUUCAUGGAGUCCAACAAGGGAUCCCUAAAGGUUGGCACUAGAACGGCGACCAUGAAAUUCAUCAAGCCAGACGAAUGUGAAAAAAGGGUUCAUGAAUCAAAUCACAAAAUACCUCAACUCCAGGAGCCCCAGUUGCCCAGACCAGAUGAACCUUCAAAGGAACUGAAGACUAACCUGAAUGGGUCCAACCCAAAAGCUCCUAUGGAGCCGUUGUCCCACGGCCUGUGGCAGCGUAGCUCUGACCUGACCCCAGAGGCAUGGCAGCAGCAGGUGGACCAACAGCUCCAACAGCAAGAGACCGAGCAGCAGCCAGAGUCCUGGGGCAACCGCAACCUUCCUCAUCACAGUUCACACCAAUCUGACUCGGUCUUUAAAGACAGUAAAACCAUGAUAAUAAAGAACGUGAAGCCCACCACCACAGUAGAGACUAUCCUGAAAGCCUUGGAUCCCUUUGCAUAUCUGGAUGAAAGAAAUGUCCGUCUAGUGAAGGCAAAGCCACCUGGAGCAAAGUGCUUCUGCUUUGUUGACAUGGACUCCCAUGAGCAAGUGACACGUCUGGUUGAGCUCCUCACUAAACCCAGACCCCUUUAUAUUGAUGGAGUCAGAGUUUAUGCCGAGGUUGCAAAACCUUUGAAGAACCAAAAUUUCAGAAGAGAUUUUGAUAAACCAAACAGUUCUAUUCUCGGGUAUCCACCUGAGGCCAGCUUGAUAGGGCAACAGCAGCAGCAUUUCCCACAACCUCCACAGUUCUUGCAACCCCUGCAGCCACCUGCUGGUGCUCCUGCUGUUAUGCAAGGUGAUUUGUUGACUGGCACUAAUCCCCCUCUGUCGUCUGACCCCAUCAUUAGCCAGGGAGUUGGCUACUGUGAGACUCCAACCGUUGACCCUUCAUUCCAUGCUGGUGGACCCAAUGUGCCUACAGAAGCUGCUGGGAUGACCGCCACCCCAGACGGAUCACAGGCCUACAUCUAUGGCUCUGAGAUUCCGGACAUGACAAACUAUUUGUAUGAUGCCACGUCGGGCUUCUACUACGAUCCUGAGACAACACUGUACUACGACCCUAACUCUAGGUAUUUCUACAAUGCUCAAACCCAGGAGUACAUGUACUGGGAUGCAGUGUCAAAGACCUACAUCCCAGUUCCAGGAGGGAAAUCUGCAGAGACCCAACCUGUGCCCAUGACCGCUGAAGACCAGGCCAUUCUUUCCAACCCAGCUGCAGAUGCUCCUUUGGAAAUGAAGAAGCCAUCAGUGCCUCCCCAUGCUGCAGCAGCUCAAAUGUCUGCUCCGGAGCUUGUCCCCACUUCGACAGCCACUCCCGAGAAGAAAGAUGAUGAUGAUUCUACUAAAAAGGACAAAGAUAAGGAUAACAAAGAGGAGAAACCGAAAAGUCUUGCUGCUGUGAAGAUCAUGAAAGAUAUGGAGCGCUGGGCAAAGAUCCAGAACCGUCAAAAGGAAAGUGUACGUGCCCCAUCGCCGGUUCUGAAGACUGGAAUGGACGAUGAUAAGAGGCAGUCUAAGUCGGCUGAUGCUGGUUUUGCUAUCUUUGAGAGGAAGAUCUCAGGUGGAGACGAUCUUUUUAAAAAGCCCCUUGCUCCCCCUAAGAAAGAUGAAAAGUCAAAGCGUCCAAUGGGCUCCCUGGGUCUACUGGCAUCAGACUAUGCAGCUGGCAGUGAUGAAGAGGUGGAAGAGGAUAAGGAAGAGGGAGCUAAAAGCAGUCAAGGCAGCCAUUCUGAAGACAAAGAUGACAAACUGACAGACUGGAAGAAGAUGGCCUGCCUGCUGUGUAGGAGACAGUUCCCCAACAAGGAUGCUCUGAUCCGCCACCAGCAGCUUUCCGACCUGCACAAACAAAAUAUGGAGAUCCACCUUAAGAUCAAGAGGUCAAAGAAGGAAUUGGAAGCAUUAGAGAACCAGGAAAAAGAACUGAAUGCCAGAGAAGCAUCCAGAUCACCAGAACAGAAAAGAAGAAAACACCAUCACCAACAACAGCAGCACCAUAAUACCUGGGCUGGAAGCUCCAGGGAGAUGAACAAAGUCAGUGAGAGGCCUGGUUUAGGGGCGGAACCUGUCCCGCAGAGGAAAAAGAAAGAGCCUGUCGUUUGGGACCAUGCCACCUACAAACAAGCAGUACGCAAGGCCAUGUUUGCACGGUUCAAGGAACUCGAGUGAUCUCAUCCAAACACAUCCUCACUUUGAUAUGUGAAGUGUUAAUGACAACCUCGGCGUGAGAAAUACCUUUGACUGUCUUUACUGUUUCUCAGCCUUGGACAUCACUACACUGUAGAGCCACAGUUUUCUACACAGAGAUGAAGUGACAAAAGAUGUGGCCAAAAACCACAUUACAUGGGUUCAGUGGAGCCAAAACAAACAGACAAAAACAAGAUUUAUUUGACAUCCUCAACGAUGGGUGUUGUACAGAAAUUAAUUCAUACUGUUGAUUCGAGCAUUUUUGCCCAUGUUUUAUGUGUGGCCUGUAUGUGGAAAUGUGAAGUGUGUCCAUACUGUCUUUUUUUUUUUUUUUUUUUUUUUUUUUUUUUUUUUUUUAAUGAUGCUGUCACAAAGGCCACAGUCACAUUUUGUUUUGAAACUGAACAAUUUUUACAUUUUCAUUUUCAUGGGUUGGAAUUGCUCUUAUAUGUGCAUAUUUUUUAAGUAAAAAAACUGUUAUUGAUAACCCUUCUGCUUAAAGUUUUUAUUUUGCUUGUGUUUUAAUUGUGUUGGAUUCAAUUUGAAGUCUGCAGAACAUCCAUCUCAUGGCCACUAGAUGGCAGCAAAAUUACAUUUUCUUUUGGUUGUUUUGCGUACAUGUGACGUAUCCAAGUAAGAUUGGUGAAUCAAAUCAUCAGUAUUAAUUUGAUGUAUUUACCAGGUGAAAGAAAAGAUAUCGUAAAAGUCAAGUGGAUAUAUCCUUGUAAUUAGAGUUUGGUCCCAUGGACACCAGUAAAGUGGUCUUUCUAACUUGCUUUAUGCAUUUUCUUCCUUUGACAGUGAUUUCAGUCCUCAGUCGAUGCGGCUUUAAUGUUUCCCAGUUGUGCACUGCAGGAGUUAGAACAUGAAGCCUCCCUCUGACCUUUACUGAUAUGAAGGCACCAGCCUGCACCCUCCCUCUGGCUGUGGCUCAAUGAAUGUAGAGGAUUGCAUGGGUUUAGUGUGCUGACAUACUAGCUCCUCUGAGAGCAGUAACAAGAACACUGGGGAGCCUGAGGAGCUGCAGUCAAUGACAAACACGGAGACGGUGUGGAAGGGAGCAGGGAGGGAGCCAAAACCUUUGUGCAAGAGCAAUCGUGCUUCCUACUGUGAGCUUUCUUUUGGCCCGAACAGGUUGCUUGCAUUUUGCUUUCAUGCCUCCCACGGCCUGGCCCCUCUCCAUACAGCAGUGGGUAAAAUGCCAAAGUUGAACAUCUUUUUUUUUUUUUUCCCCUGAGAAUGACUGACAAAAUAUGGAGUCUCUUUGUCUGAGGAGCAACAACAAAACUUUACAAUUCCGUGUAAACCUUGUUUUGUGGCCUGGCAACAAAACAGAGGAAAGUACAAUAAACGAAUACACAGUGAUUAUCUCAGGUUCAGAUGUACGUGCAGUAAGCCCUGACCAUGAACUUACCAUAGCUUUUGCUCAGUUGUAGGACUUUCCGAAAGAAACCCAAUUUUGUAUUAAAACCAGUAUUAGUCUUUAUUCUGUCUAGGCAGGGAGGUGGUCAGGAUUCAGAACAUCCCUCUUUGUUUCAAUUUGUAUUUAAAAUCACAUUCUCGAAGAUUGGCAGCAUCCUUUUCAACUCUGCAUCACACCCUUCCCUCAGGAGGGGAAAACAUGUUUGUAUUGAAUCUAACUUGUUCUGUUUGUCUUCAGUUUACAUGUCUGUGUGGUACCUCAGUUAUUAAUUAUCAGCUCUAAAGAUAGGUAUCAAGAUUUCCCACAGCCAUUCCCGCAUAUUAAAUUUAUAAUGUGGUAAAAGUUGUGGAAAAUCUUUGUUCAGUAGCAUGAUUCAGACCACACAGGUCUUAUCAAAUGAGCCAAACACAAAGCAAGAAAAAGUCAUGUUUCAUUACGCCCUCUCUGUUUACAUGAUUACCUAAAAUUGAGCAUAUUUUUGACAUAAUACAGGGAAAGGAUGAACCACAUUUACUGCCACACAAAAAAACACUGUACCUAUUUGUCUUUAAAGCAAUUUAGUGGGCACUGUAUUCCCACGAGUCCUUGGAAUAAAAGAUUGCUUGCA